AACGCCCCUAGUUCGUAGCUCGAGACGACGACGAGUAUAAUCUCUAAUCCACUAAUCCAAAUCUACUCCAAGUUAAUCCACAAUGGCCUCUCCUGCCCUUCCCGGUCUCUUCUUUUGCUUCGCGGCAAUGGUCUUGCUUAUUUUUGCCUCGAUCUCCGUCCCGGUAUGGAGUAAAGUCACAUUCCUCAACGCCUCCUGGGCAGGGGCAGAAGUAGACUUCGGCUGUUGGGGGUACACCGGUAGCCCACGCCAACUCGGGUACUACUGGCCCAAUGCUCUACCAGGAAUAACCAACACUCGACUUUCCCAAACCGUAUUCCACAACCUCACCUACGUUCUCGUUCUCCACCCUAUCGGUGCCGGACUCGCCGCGCUCGCAGUCCUCUUCGGCCUCUGUGGCGCCGCCUACUCCCGCGCAGGAACAAUAUUUAUGUCCAUCGCUUCCUCCCUCGCGGGGCUCGUCACGCUCGUAGCGAUGAUCGUCGACCUCGUCCUGUUCGGUAUUGCCAUGGACGAGAUACGCAACCAUGGCGGUGCGGCCCAGUACGGGAUCGCGAACUGGUUCACGGUCGCGGCGUUUGCGUCCCUCCUCCUGGGCUUCUGCACUGGCUCCUGCGGCAUCUUUGGACGGUACCGUGAGCGCAGGUUUGCGGCGAAGGUUUAAGCGCACGAUGGAUGAUGGAUGAUGGACGAUGAAUGGACCACGACCUCCCUUUUGUUUUAUUUCAUCUGACGACCUCAGACUUUAUGAUUUGGUGCACGACGUGUAGGGGGACAUUCCGAGAAGCGUGGACGGAUAAUGUAGUGAAAGCAGAAUCCUCUGUUAUUGUUACCUGUGUUAAUCAUAAUAUCCC
This is a messenger RNA of Dacryopinax primogenitus, 854 nucleotides long. Its product is annotated as pali-domain-containing protein. The transcript has 2 exons. The record is from RefSeq and is a predicted model, not a curated record. Gene Ontology annotation, cellular component: cell division site; plasma membrane; growing cell tip. Lineage: Eukaryota; Fungi; Basidiomycota; Dacrymycetes; Dacrymycetales; Dacrymycetaceae. The coding region runs from base 83 to 664 and encodes 193 amino acids.